This is a messenger RNA of Cinclus cinclus, 3389 nucleotides long. It is a transcript of the gene SYDE2, whose product is annotated as synapse defective Rho GTPase homolog 2. The record is from RefSeq and is a predicted model, not a curated record. The transcript has 7 exons. Bases 1 to 2973 code for a protein of 990 amino acids. Lineage: Eukaryota; Metazoa; Chordata; Aves; Passeriformes; Cinclidae. Gene Ontology annotation, biological process: signal transduction.
AUGGCCGACCCGCUCCGCAGGACGCUCUCCAAGCUGCGGGGCAGAAGGUCCCAGCGAGGCGCGGCGGCGGCGGGCGCCGGGCACCGCCACGGCGGGGUCUGCUCCCCGCAGGAUUUCAUAGAAAAUGUUUACAUAGCUUCGAGAAGCAGGAAGGAGCCCAAGUGCCCCCAGGCCAGCGAGGUGCCCGAGCACAGGCCGCAGGUGAACAGCAUAACCGUUUCCAAGAAACGCAGCUGGCUGCAGCAGAGCACCCACCGACGACCUCCUCCUCCUCCUCUGGAAGAAGACAAUGCCUGUAAGGAAGUGCACGGGGCUGUUAUCCCGGUACCCAAAUCUCCCAUCCCGCUGCCGGAGCCCGCGGUGCCGUGGGCUCCCUCCACGCCGGCAGCGGGGCGGGAGCACCCGGCGCGGAGCUGUGCCCUGCCGGGCCCGGGCGUGCUGAGGAGCACUGCCUUGGACUGCGGCGAGGAUGGCGACGCCGAUGAUGAAGGAGAAAUAUGGUACAACCCCAUCCCUGAAGACGAUGAGCCCGACUUGCCCAGGGUCCAUCCUUCUGCUGUGAAUAGCCUCGUUGCUGCGGGCUCCCCAUCGGUUUGGUACAAAUCCCAGCCUGGAGGUGACUCUGGAGUGGCCACGAGUCCCCAGGAGGGUCCCACACGCUCCGUGGAGAGCACGGGGAGCAGCUGGACGGCGCAGCCCAGCGAGGGGAGCCAGGCGGACGCUGCGCAGCCCGGGGAACACACGCAGCAGCCCCGGCAGAAGUCUGCCUGCAAGGCUCCUGGUGCGCCAACAGCAGAGGACAAUCCUGCCUUCAGGUGCCCUUCCACAGGGUUUGGAGCUGCUCUUGCACGCAAGCCUGAUAUACCCUCCACAGAGGUUUCUCCUCCAAGUCCCAGUCCCCUGAAAAAAAGUGGGUCAAUCAACUGGCCUUUCCCUGAUAGAAUUAAAUCUCCCAGGACCGUGAGGAAGCUUUCCAUGAAAAUGAAAAAGCUGCCAGAGCUGAGCAGGAAGCUGAGUGUGAAGGGAACUUCAAGCCAUAGUAGUUCAGAUAAUCCUCCUUCCCUGCUGAAGGGUAGCUGCCGGGAUACAAGCCAUACAGUGUCUUUGCCUUCUUCUGGAAACUCAGCUACAGCUGCCAGCAGAAAUGUGAUAAGCCGUUACCAUCUUGACAGCAGUGUGUCCUCGCAACACACCUACAAAAAGAAGAGCUCAAGGAGCUCCAAAUCCUUCAACAAAGGUGGUUACCUCAGUGAUGGUGACUCUCCUGAACUUAUAACAAAAUCAGGUAAACACAGAAAUGAAACCAAGUGUGGGAAAGGAAAGGAGAACCUUCCAAGUAACAGUGGUAAACCUGAAAUAGAUAUUGAUGCCUUCAGACACUAUAACUUUUCUGAUCAACCCAAGUGCUCUCAGUACAUCUCUGGACUCAUGAGCAUCCACUUUUAUGGUGCUGAAGACUUAAAGCCACCACGAAUAGACUCAAAAGAUGUCUUUUGUGCAAUACAGGUAGACUCAGUAAACAAAGCAAGGACUGCCCUGCUCACGUGUAGGACAACAUUUCUUGACAUGGACCACACGUUCAACAUAGAAAUCGAAAAUGCUCAGCACUUAAAGCUGGUGGUGUUCAGCUGGGAGCCCACCCCACGGAAAAACCGAGUGUGUUGUCAUGGAACUGUGGCUCUUCCCACUCUCUUCCGGGUCACCAAAACACAUCAGCUGGCUGUCAAACUGGAGCCCAGGGGGCUCAUUUAUGUCAAGCUGUCGCUCAUGGAGCAGUGGGAGAACUCUCUUGAUGGCCUUGACGCAGACCAUGAGCCUGUGAUGUUUGGGGUAGAUGCUCGAAAAGUUGUAGAGAAGGAAAAUGCAGGCUUGAUGGUGCCACUUUUGUUGCAGAAAUGCAUUCUGGAGAUUGAAAAGAGAGGCUGUCAGGUGGUGGGGCUGUACCGGCUCUGUGGCUCGGCUGCGGUGAAGAAAGAGCUUCGAGAGGCGUUCGAGAGGGACAGCAAGGCUGUUACUCUCUGUGAGAGCCAGUACCCAGAUAUUAAUGUCAUAACAGGUGUCCUAAAGGAUUAUCUGCGAGAGCUGCCCUCUCCCCUGAUAACCAAGCAGCUCUAUGAAGCAGUGUUGGAUGCCAUGGUGAAAAAUCCCUUGAAAAUGACAGCAAACGGUUGUGAGAAUGACCCAAGUGACUCUGAGCACACAGCAGCUCUUCUGGAUUGCCUGCCAGAUGUUGAGAAGGCUACCCUGAAGAUGCUGUUGGAUCACCUGAAACUGGUGGCUUCUUACCACGAAGUAAAUAAGAUGACGUGCCAGAAUUUAGCUGUGUGUUUUGGCCCUGUGUUACUGAGCCAGAGGCAGGAAACCACCAACCAUAACAACAGAGUCUUCACAGACUCAGAAGAGCUUGCUAGUGCCCUGGACUUCAAAAAGCACAUAGAGGUUCUUCACUACUUACUUCAGUUGUGGCCAGUUCAUCACUCGCCUGCCAAAGAGCCAGCACAUCUGAAUGUGUUUCCUGAGCACUCAUCCUCCCUGAAUUACCUGAGACCCAAGAGGCAGAGACCUCAGAUGCUGAACCUGAGUGGGACCGAGAUGUCAGGGGUGCUCAGACCAAGGCCAGCAGGUCUAGACAGCCCCUCGAGCAACCGCUAUGCUGGGGACUGGAGCAGCUGUGGGGAGAACUACUUCCUAAACCCCAGAGACUGCCUGGGUGAGGCAGACUAUGAUGAUGUCCCUUCGGAGGACACGGAGAGCGGGGAUGACAGCAGCAAAGCCGAGGAGCUGGACGCGCCCGUCGGACGCCCGCAGCCCGGCCCCGGAGAGCAUCCCUUGGGGAGCUACCUGACAGUGCAAGCUAUAGACUCUGCAGUGGAUCACAGAGCACAUCUCAAGGACCUGCAGGAAAGUAUUGAUACUCUCAUAGGAAACCUGGAAAGGGAACUCAAUAAAAACAAGCUAAAUAUGAGUUAUUAAAUCCUGUCCUGCAUGACGUCUCCUUGUGCCUCCAUGCCCCUUGUUGGGCUUCCCUAGCUGUGUGAGGAGUGAUGGUGCCCUGAGCACCUCGUGGUAAGGCCACAGCCCACCUUGUGUUAGCACAUGUGAAGCCAUUCCGUAAUGUUUCUGCCUUUCGUUAGAAGGCUUUGUCCUGAUUUGUGUUGGAGACCAGCUUAGACUGUGAUGUGAUUCCACAUAGUGGCAUUUCUCCCUGAAAACACUAUGCACUUAGGUGGCCUGGGCAGUACCUGAUAGAAGAUAAAGCAACAUCUCUGCUGUCAGUGGCAGCAGAAUUCCUCAUUCCUGAACUCCUGGCUCCGGUACAGAUGUUCCUCUCGGAAGAGGAUGAACGCUGCUUGGGCUGAGUUUUGCAGCAGGGACUUCACAUAGACUUG